Fomitopsis serialis is the source of this 1163-nucleotide messenger RNA. RefSeq lists its product as uncharacterized. NCBI's taxonomy places the organism in Eukaryota, Fungi, Basidiomycota, Agaricomycetes, Polyporales, Fomitopsidaceae. The record is from RefSeq and is a predicted model, not a curated record. Bases 393 to 1085 code for a protein of 230 amino acids. The transcript is spliced from 4 exons.
AAGCAAUGCUGAAGACAACAUCAUGAUAGUCCGCUCACAGGUAUCACCACGUCCAUACACGAUCACCCUCCUCCGCUCAACCGAGGCCCUGGUUAGGUCUGCCUGUGGGAGACUAGUUAUAAUGCGAUCCCACGAUCUGCCGGGCUUGCAAGCCUGUAUUUGUACCUUUGAUUCACUUCACGACGAUUCUAGUCUUCGGGUGUUCCCCGCGGAUCCGAUGGCGCCUCGUGCGAGUCGAGUCUGCGCCAGUCAUAGGAUCUUGGACUACUAUUACAGAAGCAUAUCUACCUCGACUGACUUGCCGGUGAACUGGGAGACGGAAAAUAACCCCUAGUUGUAUCGAAUGACACGUGGUUGAGGCCGUGGGGAGAACCCUGCCUAAUUCAAGAGACAUGCUGCCUUCGGACUUGAGCCAGCCUCACGCUUCGGUGUCGCGGAAUAUCCACUUUGUUCAUAUACCACUGCUCCAGCGCCUGGCUGUGCUGCCUAUCUUCAUCCGCGGGCGAUGGUUACAUAGUUGGAGUGCCAACCCUCCAACCUCUGCAUGUUCGCUGGCCUGCGACCGCCACAGUUGCUUUUGUGGCACUUGUCCCCAAGUGAACCGACGAUCGCGCCGGGGUGUCUGGCUCUUAUAUCGUGCAAAUAGCUGCUAUUGGUUCUCCAUCAAGGCUACGCACGCGCCGUGUCUACAGACCGUUUUCUCCUGUAUACAACGAAGGAGUCGGUGCUCGGCGGUCCGAUCGCUGCCAGUGGCGCAUCCUGCCGCUAACGCCACCCCUCCGCCACUAUAUUACUGGCCACCGACGUCCCUAUUCUCUGUCCGUAUCAUCGGACUUCUACGCGCGCACAGUGACACAGAGACCGAGAUUGGUCCGCGGACUCAUCCGUCUCUACCCCGAGCAGGACUUCCGUCCGACACUCAAUGCGACAAAGACGCCUUCGACAAGUGGGGCGGCUUCGUGUGCUUCCUCGCGCUACUCAUACAUCUAAAGCUUCCUACCCGCGAUGUGCGGUUUCGUAUCUGCCGUACCGUUUCCCCCGCGCCGACAUCCCCAUGGCAGAUUCUGGCCUCGAUCUCCAUCUGAACGACACCGUGGGGUGCAUAUUCAUCGGGAUACUGUUUGAGACUAUGUACGUCAAUGUCUAGCUAUAUGCGGCCGGUG